AUGGAUCUGUGGCAAGCUGCUCAAUUCAAGUGGACUCUUAGGCAGUUAGAUGUUAAAAAUGUCUUUCUACAUGACAUUCUUCAAAAGGAAGUGUAUAUGGCGCAGCCUCCGGGGUUUGAAAGUACAACACAACCCUCAGACUAUGUGUCCCCGGCUAAUCCGUCUUUGUUUGUACAACAGUCUACAAAGGGCACUGUGCUAUUGCUUUUGUAUGUUGAUGAUGUAAUUGUCACAGGUAGUAGCUCACAUUUGAUCAACCAAGUCAUCAUUGCCUUUACUGCCGAAUUUGAAAUGAAGGAUUUGGGAUUAUUGCACUACUUUUUGGGCUUGCAUAUUAGUUAUACUUCAGAAGGCUUAUUUGUGUCACAGACAAAGUAUAUUCAGGAGCUAGUUGAUAAAGUUGAUUUACAGGACUCCAAACCCUGUGCUACACCAUGUCUACCAUAUCAUAGGCUACUCAAAGAUGAUGGGAAGCCUUAUAAUCGGCCUGAACAAUAUAGGAGUGUUGUUGGUGCUCUCCAAUAUCUUACUUUUACUCGUCCCGACAUAGCAUUUUCAGUCAAUCAAGCUUGUCAAUUUAUGCACAAUCCCAUGAUUUCUCAUGUCAUUGCGGUUAAAAGGAUCAUUCGGUUUGUGGUGUUCUUUGGUUCCAAUCCUAUAUCAUGGGCAUCCAAAAAGCAACAUACCAUCUCUCGUUCAUCCAUCGAAGCUGAGUAUCGAGCCCUAGCUAUCACAGCUGCUAAACUUGCCUGGAUUCGCCAACUCUUAUGUGAUAUGCAUUUCCCUAGAGUCACUCGAGGUGAUCUUCAGGUUCAACAUGUGUCUUCCUCAGAUCAGUAUGCCGAUAUCCUCACAAAGGGUUUGUCUGCACCAUUGUUUCAGCACCAUUGUAGCAAUUUGAUGCUUAGUGCACUAGAGCAUCAACUUGAGGGGGAAUGUAAGAAGGAUGAAGUUCAAAAGUGUGAUCCGAGUGAAGAGACUAUCAAUGGUUAA
Messenger RNA from Malus domestica (apple), 993 nucleotides. Lineage: Eukaryota; Viridiplantae; Streptophyta; Magnoliopsida; Rosales; Rosaceae. The record is from RefSeq and is a predicted model, not a curated record.